Messenger RNA from Pelobates fuscus (common spadefoot toad), 880 nucleotides. It is a transcript of the gene SPIC, whose product is annotated as Spi-C transcription factor. Bases 68 to 880 code for a protein of 270 amino acids. Gene Ontology annotation, biological process: cell differentiation; regulation of transcription by RNA polymerase II. Gene Ontology annotation, molecular function: sequence-specific DNA binding; DNA-binding transcription factor activity, RNA polymerase II-specific. Gene Ontology annotation, cellular component: nucleus. The record is from RefSeq and is a predicted model, not a curated record. Lineage: Eukaryota; Metazoa; Chordata; Amphibia; Anura; Pelobatidae. The transcript has 6 exons.
CUUUUAAUGCGAUUAACAAUUGUAAACGCUUAUACUGUGUUUCAGGUGCUGUAUUGUGGAGAUUCCUAUGAUGUAUCAGAAUUUCCUAGAGCACGAUAUUUUGGGAGAAGCAUUUGAAGAUGCUCUGGAGGUGUUACAGGAGAAUUCAGCCAGUGGAUAUCAGCAUCCUACAGAGUGCAAAAGUUGCAUCACAUUUUUUAAUAAUCCUCCACAAGCUGUAGGGACCGACAGCUGCUUUACCGCACUUUCUGUAGAAGCACCAAGAUACAACUGGAGAGAUUCAUCAGGUCUUUGGGGAACGAUGGAAAUAAAAUCAGAGUCCAAUUUAUCACAGAUAAACACCACAAAUAUAUAUGGAGAUUGUAUAUAUCAGAGCAACCAGACUACUCAAGACGAUCAUGUCAUGUGCAUUGCGCACACAAAGAAAGUCUCACACAAAAAUGGACGGAGGAAGCUGCGACUUUUCGAAUAUCUUCUUGAAGCUUUGCAUAAUCCAGACAUGAUGAGCUGUAUUCAGUGGGUGGAUGAACCAAACGGCAUUUUCCAGUUUGUUUCUAAAAACAAAGAGAAGCUGGCGGAAUUAUGGGGCAAAAAAAAAGGCAACCGUAAGAUCAUGACUUACCAAAAAAUGGCCCGGGCCCUUAGGAAUUAUGGCCGGACAGGAGAAAUAAUGAAAAUCAGACGAAAAUUGACUUACCAGUUUAGUGCAAUAGUUUUACAAAGACUAUCACAAGUUAACUUACCUGAAAAAGAUACAGUGCAUCGCCAUUAUUUCCAACAUGAAGUAGAGUUCUGGAACAGCCAUAAUAAUCACUGGGAUUCUAAUAAAUACUCAUGCACAUACAACAGUGCGUAUCCAUUCCAUCAACAGUUUAAUUAA